AUGUCGAAACCCAUGCAUAUGAGGGUCUUCCCUGCCGAUGGCGAUGAUGAUGGAGGAGUUCGCCUGCCACGUCCCGUUGUUCCUCGUAUGAGCGGCUCUCAUGCUGACAGCACUCCUCAAGAGGCUGCAAAGCCUUGCCACACGGGUGCUGUCAGUACUGUCGCCGCCACCUCCAUGAGCCGCCAAGAUCUUGCCCUCGCUGCCUUGCCCGAUUCAAACAACCCCAGCAACAACACUGUCAGACAAGCCAUCACCGAGCACCGCUUCCAUGCCCGUGAUGGCACCAGACUCAACACCGGCUGGACUAUCCAGGACAGCAACCUCGAGUGCAAGCACACCGCUCCUUGGNNAAGGGACUUCNNCCGUGGCCAGAGGGUCUCACCACCCACACUGGUCUCUUACAAGCACAUCUUCGGGGAGGAAGGGGUCCUCCUAUGUGAGGACGGCAGGUCUGGAGCUAGUUGCCGUGUCUGGUGGUCUUGGGCCCUCCACUGCCGCAAGUGUGACACAUACGUCUGCAACAAAUGCCACCAGGAACACCAACGCCCAGAGGUCAAUGCAAAGCAUAGAUUGGGAGGUGCCAGGCAGAGAAGAGACGCAAAGCGUGCUCACAAGCGUGAGACUCACGCCAUGAUCCAGAAGUUCUCUUCGCAGAAGUUGUCGUAG
Aureobasidium musti is the source of this 666-nucleotide messenger RNA. The record is from the annotation of a GenBank genome assembly. Lineage: Eukaryota; Fungi; Ascomycota; Dothideomycetes; Dothideales; Saccotheciaceae.